Molecule: messenger RNA, 534 nt
Organism: Loa loa (African eye worm)
Lineage: Eukaryota; Metazoa; Nematoda; Chromadorea; Rhabditida; Onchocercidae
Exons: 6
Coding region: 1-534 (177 amino acids)
Source: RefSeq, a predicted model, not a curated record
AUGUUUACGGCCCGGGGUUCAUCAAGCAGGAGGGUUAAAUUCAUGUUGCAUCGAGUAGGUAAUGGUAGUGGAUGUGGACUCUAUAGAACUGGUCGUUGUGAGACUACAAAAUAUUUGAUAUAUGAUCUUUCUGGCUAUCAUAAUUCCGUACUCUGGACUGAUCACUCAGAAUUACGUGGCCUCACCAUUUGUUGUAAACUUGUCAUCAUAUCCGAUGGUGCCAAUAGAAUAGUUAUAUCGGCAACAGUAGAAAGGAAAUAUUUACGCUCUAGCUUUGAGAGAGCUUUGUUAUGUUGUCACGGGAAUCGUGAAGUGAUCACAUCCCGUCAUAUAAAAAUAAUCGUCUCAGAUUGCAGAUUUGAUAUGACAGUUCCACUAAUCAGAAAUAUGGCAGUUCCAAACACUCAACAUAUUGCAGCACAUACUGUGACUUCUUCAAAGUGUCAUUUUGGAUUGGUAGAACUGUGGGGAAUGGCAAAUCUGAGGUAUCGCCUAGCAGUUAAUUUGGUGUACGUUUUGCUGCGUUCUUCGUAA